UGCCAAACUUGAUCACUUCCACCUGCCUGGGCCAGUAGUUUAUUUUCUGUUUUACUGGCUGUUCGUCCUGAAUAAGAGGCAUCCAGAGGCGCCCUCGGAAUUCCCAGUUCCACCGCCAUCCCCUCCACGGGUUGGCAGCUCGGGUGGUGGUGGCGAUAAACCCAAGGACAAAUGGAGCAAUUUCGACCCAACCGGGCUUGAGCGAGCGGCCCAGGCGGUAAAGAAGCUCGACAAGUCUCGUCAUGCCAAAGAGGCCCUGGAUCUGGCUCGCAUGCAGGAGCAGUCUGUUCAGAUGGAACACCAGACCAAAAUCAAGGAGUAUGAGGCAGCAGUGGAGCAGCUGAAGGGGGAUCAGCUGCGUAUUCAAGGGGAGGAGAGAAGGAAAACUGUCUGCGAGGAGACCAAGCAGCAUCAAACGAGAGCACAGUUCCAAGACAGACUUGCCAGACAGAGGUAUGAGGAUCAACUCAAGCAACAGCAAGCCCUGAAUGAGGACAACAUUUGCAAACAGGAGGACUCUGUGCUUAAACAGGAGGCUAUGAGGAAAGCAACAAUCGAGCACGAGAUGCAGCUGAGGCACAAGAAUGAGCUGCUAUGUGUAGAGGCAGAGUCUAAAGCAUGUGCACGUGUUGAACGGGAAAACGCAGACCUCAUCCGCGAGCAGAUCCGCUUGAAGGCAGCAGAGCACACUGUACUAGAGACUAUACGGACUGCAGGUGCUGUGUUUGGGGAAGGAUUCCAGGCCUUUGUGUCAGACUGGGAUAAAGUCACAGCUACUGUCGCAGGACUGACCCUGCUGGCUUUGGGUGUAUAUUCUGCCCGGAACACCACAGCUGUGGCAGGGGGCUACAUUGAGGCCCGGCUCGGGAAGCCCUCAUUGGUCAGAGAGACGUCUCGCAUCACUGUGGCGGAGGCGAUCAAGCACCCCAUCAAGAUUUCAAAGCGCCUGACAAGCAAACCUCAGGAUGCCCUGGAGGGAGUAGUGCUCAGUCCUAACUUAGAAGAGCGUGUACGUGACAUCGCCAUAGCAACUAGGAACACACGGCAGAACAAUGGGCUCUACAUGAACAUCCUCAUGUACGGCCCCCCAGGUACUGGAAAGACCCUCUUCGCUAAGAAGCUAGCCGUGCACUCUGGGAUGGACUAUGCCAUCAUGACGGGUGGAGAUGUGGCGCCCCUGGGCCGUGAGGGCGUCACCGCCAUGCACAAAGUCUUUGACUCUGCCAACACCAGUCGCCGUGGCCUGUUGCUGUUUGUUGAUGAAGCCGAUGCAUUCCUUCGCAAGAGAUCUACUGAGAAGAUGAGUGAAGAGCUCAGAGCAACUUUGAACAGAUUCCUGUACCGCACUGGUGAGCAGAGCAACAAGUUCAUGAUGGUGCUGGCUAGUAUCCAGCCGAAGCAGUUUGACUGGGCCAUCAACGACCGCAUUGAUGAGAUAGUCAACUUUGUCCAUGAGAGGCUAGUGCGCCUGUACUUUGACAGGUACGUGCUUGAGCCUGCCACAGAGGGGAGACAGAGAAUGAAGCUGGCUCAAUUUGCCUAUGGUCAGAAGUGCUCGGACAGCUCAGAGGGCAUGUCGGGCAGAGAGAUCUCUAAACUGGGCGUGGCCUGGCAGGUGGCAGCAUACUCCUCAGAGGAUGGUGUUCUAACGGAGGCCAUGAUUGAUGCUCGGGUGGAUGACGCUGUGCGGCAGCACCUCCAGAAGAUGGACUGGCUGCACGGGGAGGCUGGGGCCAAGAGCACAGCCUCUCCCAGCACUGGACCAGUAGACAGCAGCAAUAUAUGCUCUACUUCUAUGGGAGCCACCACAGCCUCAUGAGUACUCAACCCGGUCCUGGAGAUGGACAGCAGACCGCAGACCCCUGUCAAUUGGGAGGAGCUGAAAUUGGAGGUGCCUCUACCUGCAGAAUCAGCCCCACCUUCCUCAGACAGUACCACCCUGCCUGCGGAGGAGGGGACUUUCCCGGCCAAAGGGGAGAGUGUCAAAGCAGUGGUAACACCUCAGGGGGAGGGGUAGAGUGUGUAGCCCAAUCUGAUGCAGCCGUGAGGGUGGGACAGAAACUCCUCCCAAGGAUGGGACUCCAGUUUGACAUUUGGGGGGGAAGGAAGGAAGGGGGCUGCUUUUUGGGAUUAAUGGGUUUACAGGAGGACGCCUCCUGUUCCUCCUGACUGUCUGUAUAAGUCUGUCUGACUGAAAGAGAUGGGGGACGGGAUGGAGGCACUAACAGUUCAUGAAGCAAUCCUGGAGAGGUUGGAGAGCUGUGAUAAUAUAUUAUUUGUAUAAAAAGUGUACUUUAUAUGGAAACACUGUCUAAUAAUAUUAAUGUUGAUGUGGACUGUAAGAGAUGAUACGCUAUUAUUCAGAUGGUGUGGAUGAAAAUAAUCCAGGUUUCUUACAAUGGCUGCACUUAUGAUAUGAAUUGUAAUGGGAUGGUUUCAUAGACUUAAACAAUGUGACCAACAGAUGGUGAUUAACUAUAUCUUCAACCUGUGUAAUGACACACCAGGACUCUGUCACUGUUAACCUCCAGUGGUCCGUUUUAAUGAAACAAACAUUUAAUUUUUACAACACCGAUGUCUGCACAGAGAGACGGGGGUGGUCUAGGGAGGAUGGGGAGUUGAAGUGAAAGGGUGCUACAUCCCACUCCCUAGAGACUAAUUCAUAAGGGAGGAACACUCAGGAUCCCAAUGGGUCACAGUCCUCAUACAGUAUCACUCUUCAAUGCCAUAACAAGAGCAUUUUGCACCUGUAUGAGUUAAUACACCACAGGCAGUCCCUUUCACAGCUACUAUUAUGGAGGCACUCUACAUCUGGCUGUUCAGUGUGAAGUAUUUUGUCAACUAUAAAGAGUUCCUGAGUUUAA
Salvelinus sp. IW2-2015 is the source of this 2864-nucleotide messenger RNA. Lineage: Eukaryota; Metazoa; Chordata; Actinopteri; Salmoniformes; Salmonidae. The record is from RefSeq and is a predicted model, not a curated record.